This is a messenger RNA of Camelina sativa (false flax), 1261 nucleotides long. Its product is annotated as WAT1-related protein At3g28130. The record is from RefSeq and is a predicted model, not a curated record. Gene Ontology annotation, molecular function: transmembrane transporter activity. Lineage: Eukaryota; Viridiplantae; Streptophyta; Magnoliopsida; Brassicales; Brassicaceae. Gene Ontology annotation, cellular component: membrane.
ACAACUAGGAGAGAGAGACCAAAUGAUAGGAAGGUCCACCAAAGUUUUAAUAAAUGAUAUUUUUUAAAGAAAUCUGCUAGAGUUUUAUAAGGCUUCUCUCCGUUGCACACAUUAAACUUGCUAUCUUUUUUACGAAAAAUGGCCUCCAUUAGUCUCCGUGGGAGAGACGCCGCGUUAUUGACGGCGAUGUUGGCGACUGAAACCGGAAAUGUUGUGAUGAAUACUCUGUUUAAAGCAGCAAAUUUAAAAGGCCUUAAUUCUUAUACAUUCCUUGUCUAUUCUUAUCUCAUUGGCUCUCUUGUUCUUCUUGCUCCUCACAUCUUCUCUUACAGAUUAAGAUCACUUCCUCCACUAAGUUUCUCAAUUCUUUGUAAAAUAGGAGUUCUUGGGUUGCUAGGAUCGACGUAUCUAAUCACAGGAUUCAUAGGCAUCGAAUACAGCAGCCCAACAUUAUCUUCAGCCAUUAGCAAUAUCAAUCCUGCUAUUACCUUCAUCCUCGCCAUUAUCUUCAGAAUGGAGAAAGCAUCUUUCAAAGCAAGGAGUAGUGUAGCCAAAAUGGUUGGGACACUAGUUUCACUAGUUGGUGCACUUGUGGUGGUUCUCUACCAUGGUCCACGUGUCUUCCCCUCAUCUUCUCCGUCGUUUCUACAACUCCGUCAGCUUCUUCCGUCAUUAUCAUCCUCAAACUCCGAUUGGAUCAAAGGUGGUUGUCUUUUAGCCAUCAAAGACACCCUCGUUCCGGUUGCUUUCAUUCUCCAAGCACACAUAAUGAAGAUAUAUCCAGCACCAUUCACGGUCUCGUUCUACUAUUUUCUGAUUGCUUCAUUCUUGACGUCAUUGAUCGGACUCGUAGCAGAAAAGAACAAUCCGAGCGUAUGGAUUAUUCAAUUUGACAUUGCAUUAGUUUGCAUAAUUUUUGGGGGAAUAUUUAAUCCAGGAUAUUAUGCUAUUCAUCUGUGGGCUGUACGUAACAAAGGACCUGUUUACUUAGCAAUAUUCAGACCUUUAUCGAUUUUAAUAGCAGUAAUUAUGGGAGCGAUUUUUCUUGGCGAUAUUUUUUACCUCGGAAGUUUGGUCGGGGGAAUUUUGAUAUCAUUAGGGUUUUACACUGUGAUGUGGGGAAAAUCAAAAGAAGAGACCCAAUUAUUGUAACUUUUAGAGGAAGCUCCUCUGCUAAUCAAAAACAUAGACGGGCAAAGAUAGAUUUAAAAGAAUAUAUGUUUUAUUUUUUUGUUAAAAUACAUUCAAUUUAAAUUGCAAA